GUCCAAUCGGGUUCUUCGUGGGCGGGACACCGUUCUGAAAAUUAUACGAGCUAAAUUCAACCGCUUUGUGUAGGUUCUGUAGUUUUCCGUACAGUGGUUUAUAUUUUAUUUCACAUUUUUGUUGCAUAGAAUAUAUUCAAAAUUCGUAUCCGAACAGUUUACUGUUAUGAAGGUGGCGUUUUAGAGUCCGAAACCACCGACGUGGACCAAAACAAAUCAAAUGAUAGCUAGCUUCCUAGCUUAAGCAUGCCGAAUUUUUGCGCGGCCCCAAACUGUACACGGAAAAGCACACAGUCAGAUCUGGCUUUUUUCCGUUUUCCAAGAGACCCAGAGAGAUGCAGGAUCUGGGUGGAGAACUGCCGCAGAGCAGAUCUGGAAGCCAAAACUGCAGAUCAGUUGAAUAAACAUUACAGAUUAUGUGCAAAGCACUUCGACCCGGCGAUGGUCUGCAAAACGAGUCCGUAUAGGACUGUGCUGAAGGACACAGCAAUUCCAACCAUCUUUGAUCUAACGAGCCAUCUGAAGAACCCACACACCAGACACCGCAAACGCAUCAAAGAGCUCACUGAGGACGAUAUUAGGAGGAUGAAAGAAAGACGACUGGCAGCGGAACAGCGUUCUUCCAAAAAAGAAGAAGAGAGCCCAAACACAAACAAUGCCGAACCUCAGCUGUCCGCAGAGGAGAAGGAAUACAGAGAUUACCUGAGGUCUUCCUUUGAGAUUCUCUUGUUGUUGGGGAAACAGGGAAUCCCUCUAACAGUGGACAAAGUGUCAGAGACUGAAUUUAAGCCCAACAACUUCCAGGCUCUCCUGGAUUACUCCAUGAAUGCCGGCGAUGCCGCUUUGAGGAAGCGCUUCAGUACGAUGGCCGUCAACACAGAAUACCUCUCUUCAACCCAGCUGAAUCAGCUGCUGGAUGUUUGCGAGAACACAGUGCGCGAGGAGAUGCUCAUGGAGGUGAGAGAAAGUCGCUUCUUCUCCCUGGUCACAGGGGAGCUUGUGGAGUUUUCCCAGGAAAAGUAUCUGCCUCUGUUUCUCCGCUACGUGAAUCAGCAGAACCUCAUUAGGGAGGAGUUAUUGGACUUUUUGCCGUUCGGGGAUGGGGACGAGUGUGGCCUGGUGGAGCAGCUGGAGGCCCAGCUGACGGAGCGCUGGGGUCUCAGCAUGGAGGACUGCCGGGGUCAGGCGCACAAAGCCUGCGGAACCUCCACCAUCAAGAUGAAGGCUGUGGCGGUCCUGCUGAUGGAGAAGUACAAGUUUGCGCUCCACGUGCCUUGUUCUCACAUGGCGCUAAACAUCCACCUGGCCAACAACCUGCCCUUUCCCAACGUCCAGGUCGUCAUGGAAACUCUGAGGAGGAUCACUAAGUUCUUUGAAACGCCGUCAACUCAGGCGGAGCUGGAGAAAGCCAUCAGCACGCACCAUCAGAAGAACGAGGACAAGGCCACUGCACUGAAAGAAGCUUGUGGCUGUCGCUGGGCCGAGCAGCACAAUGUUUUUGAUGUGCUGCUCGACGUCUUGCCGCCGCUGCUGCUGUGCAUGGAUAACGUUCGGGACAACGAUGACGGACUGUUCACCUCCGCCACUGUGGCGAGCGCUUACUCCAUCGCAGAAAUCCUCGCCGACUUUGAGUUCAUCGUUACAGUUGUCAUCUUGAAAAACGUCCUCACGUUCACCAGAGCUUUCGGGAGGAACCUGCAAGGCGAAACGCUCGAAGUGUUCUCUGCGGCCAACAGCUUGACCGCCGUCCUGCAUUCCCUGAACGAGGUCAACGACAACAUCGACGUCUACCACGAAUUCUGGUACGAGGAGGCUAUAAGCUUGGCGUCCCUGAUGGAGAUCCCCGUGUCCAUCCCGAGGCUCUUCCUCCGGAAGCAGAGAUCUAUCGACGCCGGCGAAGUCCAAGCAGAGCUGUAUUUUAAGGAGUACGUGACCAUUCCCGUGAUCCGCGGCAUCAUGCAAGAGGUGGAGGACAUGUUCUCUGACACGCACCUCAAAGCUCUCAAGUGCCUGUCUCUGGUCCCAGCCGUCAUGGGCCACAUGAAGUUCAACACCACGGAGGAGAAUUACGCCGACAUUUACCGCAACGACCUGCCGAAUCCCGACACGCUCCCAGCAGAGCUCCACUGCUGGAGGAUCAAAUGGAAACACCGCGGCAAGGAGGUGCGCCUGCCCACCACCAUCCACGAGACCCUGCAGCUUCCAGACGUCAAGUUCUUCCCCAACGUCAACUCCUUCCUGAAAGUGCUCUCCACCUUGCCCGUGCUGAAGCUGGAAAGCGGCAGCGACGACACGGCGACCAAACGGCUGCAGGCGUAUCUCGACAACACGCCUGUUAAAAACUGGCACAAAAGCCUGGCCAUGCUGCACGUCAACAGUCAUGUCAAGCACGACCUGGACGUCAUGGUGGACAAAUACUGCAGGCUUUAUCCGGAGGAUGAGGGAGAGGGGGAGGAACCCGCAGAGGAAGAACCUGUGGAGGAGGAUGCUGCGGCGGCAAACUGAUGGAAAACUGUGGAUCAGUAGUCCCUGCUACAACCUCUGACCAUUUUAAAGAAACCGAAAGUGUUCCUGAAGGCUUCUAAUGAACAAAGGUGCAAAUCUGCAGCCUUUAAGACAUUAAACAAUCAAAACAGAGAAGUCUGAGCCAGGAUGUGUUUAUGCUGUUUGAAACCCAUUCUUUAAAACAAAGCGUGUUGGUAACAUUUUUUAGAUCAGAUUUGUUUCUUAAACAGACUUUUGGUUGUUCUUAAUCCAAACCUCAUGAUGGAGGCAAAAGUCUCUGACUGUGAACCAAUGAGGAGUCGGGUGGAGCAGUAGAGGGAGCAGUUCCACCAGCAUCCAGGUCUUUUCUCACUUCGGGCCACAGUCAUAAAUGAUAGAAAACAUCAGAUAAAGCAGCUUUUUUGUUCACUUACUUCGACUUUUGUUUUUUAACUGAAAAAUAAAAGUGUGGUUUCUGUUGACAUCAUUCCUGCAUUUUCAAUCUAUUUUUCAAUGGACUUGUUGCGUCAUUUGUGUAAAUAAACAUUAGCAUUGCA
Oryzias latipes (Japanese medaka) is the source of this 3041-nucleotide messenger RNA. RefSeq names its product THAP domain containing 12b (gene thap12b). The record is from RefSeq and is a predicted model, not a curated record. NCBI's taxonomy places the organism in Eukaryota, Metazoa, Chordata, Actinopteri, Beloniformes, Adrianichthyidae.